AUGACGCUGGCGACUCCCCCCUUCAGCUGGUGUCAACAACGUCGCCUCCUUCUCCGUGUCAAAGCAGCACACACAACAGUCCCCAUGCGCAACAGCACUCCCAUCAUCCGACAAUCCCCUACUAACUCUAAACCUGGGCAGCGCAUCCGACACACAAUGGGUGGCAGUUGGGGUAGCAUCCCAUCCGAGUCCGACACGGACAUUGAUCAGCAUGAACGAAAUUCCAGCCAUGCCUGGGCUCAGAUCAAGGAAGAGCACGGUCAAAGAGGAUUGCGCGCAAUAUAUGCUAAAGCACACGAUGGUGAAAGCGCUUCGGAGAGAGAGCAGGGUAGCACUGAAUGA
Messenger RNA from Coprinopsis cinerea okayama7#130, 342 nucleotides. RefSeq lists its product as hypothetical. The record is from RefSeq and is a predicted model, not a curated record. The coding region runs from base 1 to 342 and encodes 113 amino acids. Lineage: Eukaryota; Fungi; Basidiomycota; Agaricomycetes; Agaricales; Psathyrellaceae. The transcript has a single exon.